Messenger RNA from Arabidopsis arenosa, 1524 nucleotides. The record is from the annotation of a GenBank genome assembly. NCBI's taxonomy places the organism in Eukaryota, Viridiplantae, Streptophyta, Magnoliopsida, Brassicales, Brassicaceae.
AGUCUUUGGUGAACUAACUCUUGCUUUUUCAUUCGUAGUUAUGGAACCGGUUCCCGAAUCCGUACCGUCGCCGAACUCGAAUACGUCGUCUAUACCACCGCCGGUGAACUCCGUGCCGCCUUUCUUGAGCAAAACCUACGACAUGGUUGAUGAUCCGUUGACCAAUGAGGUUGUGUCUUGGAGCAGCGGGAACAACAGCUUCGUCGUCUGGAGUGUCCCGGAGUUCUCGAAGGUGCUCUUACCCAAGUAUUUCAAGCACAACAAUUUCUCCAGCUUCGUCAGACAGUUAAAUACUUAUGGUUUCAGAAAAGUUGAUCCAGAUCGAUGGGAAUUUGCAAAUGAGGGAUUUCUUAGAGGCCAAAAACAACUACUGAAGAAUAUUGUUAGGAGAAAACCUUCACAUGUGCAGCAGAAUCAGCAACAAACUCAAGUUCAGAGCUCAUCUGUUGGUGCUUGUGUCGAGGUGGGGAAGUUUGGAAUAGAAGAAGAAGUGGAAAGACUUAAGCGGGAUAAGAAUGUUCUUAUGCAAGAACUCGUCAGGUUAAGGCAGCAACAGCAAGCUACCGAAAACCAACUGCAGAAUGUGGGACAGAAAGUUCAGGUGAUGGAGCAGAGGCAACAACAAAUGAUGUCGUUUUUAGCAAAGGCUGUUCAAAGUCCAGGGUUCUUAAACCAGUUAGUACAACAGAAUAAUGAUGGCAACAGACAAAUUCCAGGAAGCAACAAAAAGAGGAGACUUCCUGUAGAUGAACAGGAGAAUUGUGGGGACCAUGUGGCUAAUGGUCUUAACCGUCAGAUUGUUAGAUAUCAGCCGUCGAUAAACGAAGCAGCCCAAACUAUGCUUCGACAGUUCUUAAAUACUAGUACCUCACCUCGGUAUGAAUCAGUUUCAAACAAUCCUGACAGUUUCCUAUUGGGUGAUGUUCCCAGUUCUAACUCUGUAGACAAUGGGAACCUUUCAAAUAGAGUUUCUGGAGUAACAUUGGACGAGGUUUCACCCAACGCAGCUCACUCGGCAACGAAUCAAGUAAACGAAGCAGGUUUGGCUCAGCAUCCUCAAGCUAGUUUGGUUCAUCCAAAUUUAGGUCCAAGUCCGUCUCAAGGAGUAGCACCUGCAGCCUCUUGGAGCCCUGAAUCUGAUUUAGUUGGAUGUGAGACGAGUAAUGGAGAGUGUUUCGAUCCAAUAAUGGCUGUUUUAGAUGCAAUUUCUCCUGAAGGCGAGGGUGAGAUGGAUGAGUUACUGGAUGGAGUCCCUAAGCUGCCCGGAGUCCAAGAUCCAUUCUGGGUACAGUUCUUUUCUGAUGAAAGCCCAGCGAUGGCAGAUACAGACGAGAUUCUAUCAGGAUCAGUGGAGAAUAAUGACAUGGUAAUGGAACAAGAACCAAACGAGUGGACCCGGAAUCAACAACAAAUGAAUUAUCUUACUGAACAAAUGGGACUUCUUUCCUCAGAAGCACAGAGGAAAUAAAGGGGAAGUUGUGAAAGGAGAUAUGAAGGAAGGAGGAAUAUAUGGUGUUUAUACCC